This is a messenger RNA of Geodia barretti, 222 nucleotides long. NCBI's taxonomy places the organism in Eukaryota, Metazoa, Porifera, Demospongiae, Tetractinellida, Geodiidae. The record is from the annotation of a GenBank genome assembly.
AUGAAGACCGAUUUGCUCGACAUUAUCGCGUGCCCGGUGUGCAAGGGGCCGUUGACGCUGCACGGCGACUCCGUUGCCCCGGAUGACGCCCCCGACGCGGGCGAAGUCCUCACCGGCACGCUUACCUGCUCCGAAUGCAACGAGCGCUACCCCAUCGCCGAGGGCAUCCCCAACCUGCUUCCGCCGGACAUGCGCGACGCCGAGGCAGGGGCUGGACGUUAA